Paracoccidioides lutzii Pb01 is the source of this 1824-nucleotide messenger RNA. RefSeq lists its product as hypothetical. The record is from RefSeq and is a predicted model, not a curated record. Gene Ontology annotation, cellular component: tRNA (m1A) methyltransferase complex; nucleus. Gene Ontology annotation, biological process: tRNA methylation. The transcript is spliced from 2 exons. The coding region runs from base 1 to 1824 and encodes 607 amino acids.
AUGCAUUCAAGGGUCCUCCCCCACGCCUAUGUUGGCUUGGGGCUGCCCUCAGAUACUAUCAAGAUCCAGCAGAUAGUCCCGAAUACAAUUAUAUCAUUGGGGAAAUACGGUUCUUUCCAGGCCAACCAAAUCAUCGGGCGACCUUACCAUCUCACAUUCGAGAUCGUUGAUCACCCAGACACAGACGAUAACCAUGCACUCCGCAUUGUGCCAGCCGCAGAGCUACACACCGAAUCGCUAUUAACAGAUGGCUCUCUGCCUAGAGAAAGUGAGGAUUUUGAGGGGAGUCGAGAACCCGAUGACACUGACCCUAGCUCCAUGCGCACCAAUCGGGAGACUGUGGACGACAACUCCAGUCAGUUAAUGACAAUGGAUGAGAUUGAGGUGUUGAAGAGAGAUACAACCGGGGCCGGCAGGGAAAUCAUCAACAAGCUGUUGGAAUCUCAUUCUGGCCUGGAUCAAAAAACAGAGUUUUCGCUGGCCAAAUACACGCUGAGGAAGAGGAAAAAGUAUCUCAAGCGAUUUUCAGUCCUCCCGCUGGAUGUCCCACUUCUCACCAACUGGAUGUUAAAACAGAAAGAUGCUGCUAAAAUCAUGGAACUAAGGGACGAGAUUGUUGGGCUUAUAGGAUGUUGGGCAAAUGUCCAUAAUGGCGGCGAUGCAUUUAUAAUGACAGACUCCACCAAGCUGCGUUCAGCUGGUCGCUGGCUAGUAGUCGAUGACACAGGAGGCCUGAUUGUGGCGGCCAUGGCAGAACGGAUGGGAAUCCUCUACCCUCCUGAGUCUGGAAUAGGAAGCUUCGCAGCCGGAGUUGAUUCGCGAGUUGAAGCCGGGAAAUAUAAAGGUUCUGCAUCCCAGCCAUGUGGGCUCUCAAGUCCGGAUGGCUCUGUACCGCUUGUCAACUGUCCACCUGGACAGGCUGACAUCUCUUCGUCGUCUUCUUCUUCUCGUCAUCGACAACCUACGCUAGGGAUGUCCUCCACCAACACUACCCUCACAAUGAUCCACGCCAACGCUCAGCCUAACCUGUCUCUUCUAAAGUAUUUUUCGUUUGAUGCUAGCGACCCAUCUCCCUCACACCCCCUCCACACCAACCUCAAGACAUUAUCCUGGCUGCAGCUUCUUGAGCCGCAUUCAGACCCCGUAUACAACAAUGAGCCUCCGGUUGUGUCGGAUGCAACCCUCUUAAGUUGGAAACCCAAUAAACGGGGUAUGUACUAUCGCAAGCGCCGGCGGUGGGCCAGAGUGCGCAACGUCGUUGGCGAAACCCGUUCAGGAGGAUUUGAUGGUCUGAUAGUUGCCAGUUUGAUGGAUCCUACAUCCAUAUUGAAACAUGCGGUACCGCUAUUAUCCGGCUCAGCACCUGUAGUAGUAUAUGCCCCUCACAUUGAACCGUUAUUGAGACUCGCGGAUUUUUACUCCACAGCGCGACGAACCGCUUAUAUGAACCUAAAGCGUGAGGCUUGGCAACGAAACCAAUGUCAUGGAUCCACAGCAUCACAAAAUGGAAAUCCUCGCAGUGCUGGAUUUUAUGAAGGAUGUGGAAUAGACACGGGGGAUGCCGAGAAGCCCUCUGCGGGUACCAACGAAGCCGAUUUUCCUGUUGACCCGACGCUUCUCUUAGCACCGACGAUUCAAACGUCACGUGUGAGGUUGUGGCAAGUGCUUCCAGGUCGGACACAUCCGCUCAUGACUGGCCGGGGGGGUGCAGAAGGAUAUGUUUUCCACGCCAUCCGGGCUUUACCAGCAUUGGGGAAAGUCGAAGCACGGGGCCAUCAAGGGCGGAAGAAGAGGAGAACAGAAAUGGGGACGCCGGACGAUUGA